UGAGGGACGGCCUUCGGCCCAAUGGCCAGGCAUGCUGCUGGUCUAGCGGCGGCGCAGGAGGUGCCGGGUGCGAUGGCUCCAAGCGCGGAAGGCGAGAGCGACACGCUGGGACGCAGGGCCCGCAAGGGCGUUCGGGCGCUGCUCCUGGGGCCGCCCGGUGCAGGGAAGGGCACUCAGGCUCCUCGCCUUGCUGAAACGUACUGUGUAUGCCACCUGGCCACGGGAGACAUGUUGAGGGCGAUGGUGGCUUCAGGCUCAGAGCUGGGGAAGAGGUUGAAGGAAACAAUGGAUGCUGGGAAGCUGGUGAGUGAUGAGAUGGUGGUGGAGCUGAUUGAGAAGAACCUGGAGACCCCUGUAUGCAAAAAUGGCUUCCUCUUGGAUGGGUUUCCUCGCACUGUGCGACAAGCAGAGAUGCUGGACGAGCUGAUGGGGAAGAGGAAAGAGAAACUAGAUUCAGUCAUCGAAUUCAGCAUUGCCGACUCCUUGCUCAUCCGAAGAAUCGCCGGACGGCUAAUCCACCCAGGAAGUGGCCGUUCCUACCAUGAGGAAUUCAACCCACCCAAGGUCCAUAUGAAGGAUGAUAUCACCGGGGAAUCUCUUAUCCGCCGGUCAGAUGACAACGAAGCAGCGCUGAAAACACGCCUGAAGGCUUAUCACACCCAGACCACACCACUGGUGGACUACUACUCCCGGCAUGGGAUCCAUACAGCUGUUGAUGCUUCCCAGUCUCCAGAUGUGGUUUUUGCCAGCAUUCUGGCAGCUUUCUCAAAAGCAACAAUGGCGUGAUUUCAGAUGGCAGCAGCCCACGACUACAUCAAGCACAUAUUCAACAACUCUCUCCCCCCCUCCCCAGCUUUGCUCUUGGACCGGGUGGGAUGGAAGGCCUCAUCAAAAGAGGGAAGGAAAUUGCCAGAAGUUGGGGUUCUCUCCAAAAUUGCACUACAGGGGAAAUCCUGUUUUUUAAGAAAAGCAAAAUCAGGAAGACAAGAAUAAAGUGUUGCUGCAGAGUGCUUUAAUUAUAAAAGCAAUUAUUUGCAGUCUUUCAAAGGGGAAUAUUUAGCCUUUAGGAAAGCAGGAUCUACCAAGCUUGACUGCUGGUGGUGCCUUUUCUCCUGAUGAUUUCCAGGAUUUUAGAUCGAUGGCCUCUCAGGUUCUGUUCCCAACAUGCGUUUGAGGCUGCCAUGCAAUGGGGCCUCUAACUCUGGGUUCGCCCUUUGCCUCCUGUCCUGCUGGCUUCUCUCUUAGCUGGAGAACCCUGGGUGGAAACAUCUCUCUCAACCACCCCUCUGCAGAGGCUUCCAGUAGGCAAGUCCAUACAGUGGCUCUUCUAGGAAGCUGGCUUUGGACUCGUUCUUGGGUCAAGUGAAUCUCAUCCCAGCAGCUUGGUGAGCUAAAAUGGGCUUCUAGCAGACCGUGAGGAAAGGCAUGUUUUAAGCUAUUCAUAGGCAGGGACCAAAGAAAGCAAUCUUUCUCCAAGUUUUUAAUCACAGGCAUUUGAAGCCUUUGCUUUUCUGUGGCUAACAUUUUAUUUUUUUAAUUUCAUGGACGCUUCCUCCCUCAAAAAUUGAAGGUAUAAAGCCAAGAACAACCUAUCUUGUCCCACCUCUCAAUCGGAGUGGUUGCCAAUUUCCACUUGUUCCCUUUCCUUCCUCCAGGACUGCCCUGCAGCCUCAAUAAAGUAGCUGUCAAUAUUGGACCUAA
Molecule: messenger RNA, 1701 nt
Organism: Thamnophis elegans (Western terrestrial garter snake)
Lineage: Eukaryota; Metazoa; Chordata; Lepidosauria; Squamata; Natricidae
Gene: AK2
Product: adenylate kinase 2
Exons: 7
Coding region: 22-786 (254 amino acids)
Biological process (GO): ADP biosynthetic process
Cellular component (GO): mitochondrion; cytoplasm
Molecular function (GO): ATP binding; AMP kinase activity
Source: RefSeq, a predicted model, not a curated record